This is a messenger RNA of Botrytis deweyae, 621 nucleotides long. RefSeq lists its product as uncharacterized. NCBI's taxonomy places the organism in Eukaryota, Fungi, Ascomycota, Leotiomycetes, Helotiales, Sclerotiniaceae. Gene Ontology annotation, biological process: post-translational protein targeting to endoplasmic reticulum membrane. The coding region runs from base 1 to 621 and encodes 206 amino acids. The transcript is spliced from 2 exons. The record is from RefSeq and is a predicted model, not a curated record. Gene Ontology annotation, molecular function: protein binding.
AUGACUGAACUCACAUUUGCCAAGUCCUUCAUUCAGACUCUCGAGUCGCGGUCUCCCAAAAUCACUGCCGAUCAUGUUGAAGAUCCAAGAAAUUAUCCCUCAAGAGGGGCAGCUAUUCUUCCAAAGAUGAAAAAACCCCCCGCGAAACGUCAAAAGUUGACUCCUGGACAAGAACGUAGCAUCUCGGUAUCUUUGAAGUCAUCGCGAAACCCACCUCUCGACGUAACACUUUCUGCACUGUCGCCAAACACUUCCAUUCUUAAUUUAAAAGAGUCGUUAUCCGAGAAAGAAGGGAUUCCCGUGGAGAAAUUAAGGGUACUUUACAACAAGAAACCGGUCGGAGAUGCGAAAGUUUUGAAAGAUGUUAUUGGCGAAGAAGAAACCAAAGUCGAAUUUAGUAUCAUGGUAAUGGGUGGAGCUGCUUCCGUGAGAAAAGCUGAGACGCCCGGAAAUGAAGUAGAGGCACCAGUCGCACAAGGGCCUAGUGGACUGGAAACUCUUGCUGGUGAAGAGUUCUGGGGAGAUUUGAAGGGCUUUUUGGUGCAGCGAUUGAGGGACGAAGAACAGGGAAACAAAUUGUAUGAAGUAUUCAAGAAAGCCUGGGAAAGUAGCGCGGUUUGA